CGAACCGGAACAUACGGUCUCGUAUGCGUUGGCGUUUCGGCAGCCACCAACAGGAGAGGCCAUAAAUACUUCGGACAUGGUGGCGGCAGCGGCGGCAGCAGAAGUGUAGCUUAUUGUUUUAUUAAACACCCCGAAAGGGCUGCGAUGCAAGCGGCGUCCUCCUAUUUCUUCACGGCUAAGCCACACGCACCCAAAAACUCGAGGGUCGGGGUGAGAGCGCAAGGCAAUUCCCUCGGUAUCGGUGAUCGGGUUGCUGCCGAAAAGUCGAUGGCCGUCAAGUGGUCUCAGAAGACCGUCGUGAUCCCCCCUCUCAAGAGAGGAUGUCACAUCGUCACCCACAAGCUGGUGAAAGAGAUCGAAGAGGAUCUGUCCGGAUACAAGUGUGGCCUCGCUCAUUUCUUUCUGCAACAUACGAGUGCCUCUCUGACCAUCAACGAGAACUAUGACCCGGAUGUCCAGCAUGACAUGGAGACGUUUCUUAACAAGACUGUACCAGAGGGUAGAAGCGCUCCUUGGACGCAUACGAUGGAAGGUGCUGAUGAUAUGCCUGCUCAUGUAAAAUCGUCAAUGUUCGGCUGUUCCCUCACGAUCCCAGUAACAAAUGGACGCCUUAAUAUGGGAACUUGGCAGGGGAUAUGGCUGUGUGAGCACAGAGACCAUGCUACUGCUCGCAAAGUCGUGAUUACGAUAAAUGGUGUAUAAAAUGUUAAAAUUAUUAGGCUUUAACGGGGAGCACGUGUUAAUUUAAAGUUGGGGCGUUGAGCACAUGAUGAAUCAUGCGGUGUAAUAAAUGCUUAUGGUGCUCGUGAGAGAGAGCCUUGGAACUUCUACGUUUCGUUUGAUGUAUGGAAUUUCCUUGGUUUAUAUCUUUUGCUUGUAGAAAACAUUUUACUUCCAGGGUGGUGUAAGGAAAGUGGACAGCUGCUAAUCCAAGUACAUUGUUUAAACA
Nymphaea colorata (pocket water lily) is the source of this 949-nucleotide messenger RNA. RefSeq lists its product as uncharacterized. The record is from RefSeq and is a predicted model, not a curated record. Lineage: Eukaryota; Viridiplantae; Streptophyta; Magnoliopsida; Nymphaeales; Nymphaeaceae. The transcript has 7 exons. The coding region runs from base 145 to 702 and encodes 185 amino acids.